Symbiodinium sp. CCMP2592 is the source of this 3552-nucleotide messenger RNA. NCBI's taxonomy places the organism in Eukaryota, Dinophyceae, Suessiales, Symbiodiniaceae. The record is from the annotation of a GenBank genome assembly.
AUGCCCGAUGCAAAUCCUGCCCCUGGUGGCAGAGAUGCGCAAGGCAUCAACCGCCGCGUGCUUCAAGUUUCCUUUGCCUACAUGUCUCCUGAGCAGUGGGCAGCGGUGUGUUAUCUUGAAGAGGAGGAAUUUGAACGUCAGAUGUCGGGUUUUACCCGCUUCCUGGAUCCUGGUGAUCCUGUUGAUGGGGAUACCGAAAUCCCCUUCCUCCUUCUUCGGGGUACCUUGAGAAAUCACCGCUGGGAUCGCUAUCCCACCAUGGAAUAUCAAGAUGCCAAUGGCCGCCGGGCCCCUCUGUUUGAGGUUCUUCAGCACCACGAUGAUGAUGGCUGGUACGCCGAUGAUAGCGCGUUUGGGGAUAGGCUAGUUGCCUUCACCAUAAGGGACUUUCGGACCUUUGAGAUUCGGUUUGUAAUCUUGCGACUCGUUGAACAGGAGCCACCCAAUCCUUUGGCUGUGCCUGGUCCCAUUGACCCGCCUCAUAUUCGGGCAUUCCGAGUGAAGGACGAGGCCUCCAGUGCCUCAGGGUCCUACAGCGCUUCGUCUAGCCAAGGCUAUCCGCCACCAAUGCUUGCUGAGACCUCGGGGGUCGCCGAUCUUCCAGGCCAAGGCUACUCGCCACCCAUGCCUGCUGAAGCUCCUGGGGCUCCAGACCCGUCUGGUUCGUUGUCCAGUUUCUCUUCGGGAUCGCUGGAUGUGUCAGCAACGGGCCCGGUGUCUUCUAGUUCCGGGAACACUUCCACUGUGGAUACUCACUCCACCCUGCAAUCAAGCAUUGCUGAAUGGACCAUUGAUCCUCCCAGCAAUUCCCUCUGUCACGUGCUUCAGUCAGGUGCGCCGCUGAGCCCGUACAUCAUUCAGAUUGGGCUGCAGGGCUGUGUGGAAGUUCUUGAGAAUGAUGAUGAUCUUGAAAAAACGUUGCAUUAUGCAAUUCGGGGUUUCCAGUCGGAGCAACGAGGAAGCCGUAUGCUUCCCAACGCCCUUGACCCUGAGGUUGGCUGGAUUGUGGUUGCAGCUAUGAUAGCCCGUUGGUUAGAGGAUAAUCCUGAAAGUGCGAGUGGAUAUGAUGUCCCGGAAAGGGUUAAAGCCAUCGCCUUAGGAACCGCUACCUCCACGGUGCCUGAUGAACCCGCCCCGUCGAUGUAUGAUUUCUGGUUGAAAAAACUAGAUCAAAAUGAAAGAGCGGACGUGAAUGUUCCAACUCCGCGAUGGGUGAGGCGGUAUGCUGUGCUGAGUGAUCAUGAAGCCCAACGGCUCCAGCGUGGUCGUCCUGUUGAUGACCCAGCCAAUGGCUGGAACGAGCUUGACCUUCAAAACUUUGGCUCGCUGGUUCACACCAUGCACAAUCCCGAGCAUGCCUUUAUGAUAGGACUGUUUGCCCUUAGGGGUCGAAACUGGAAUACCAUGCCGGAGGUGCGUAUGAUUUGGGACCACCGCCACACCAACAAUCCCUUGCCCUAUGUGUUAGGGUAUCAACCGGGUGGUUUGAAUGAGCAAAACACUGAGUAUGAAAUUGAUCUUCUUGGCAUAGUAGAGAGGGAAUGGGUCGUCGACUUUGAGGAUGAACCCAACCGUCGUGCCUACCUCUACCGGGCCAUCCGAUAUGGUCAGCCUCCGCAGUGGUUUCUGAUCGAAAGCAACAUGAUUUGGCAGAAUCGGUAUAUCUCUGCCGAAGAGGCCGGCCGUCUUCCCGUGCCGGAUCCUCAAGGGCCUCCGCCUUUUGAGAACCGGAGGGACCGUUCUCCACGUCGUGACCCGGAUGCGGGGCCUGCCUUUCGUGUUGCUCGGCUCUUCCCCAACUCCGGAGGAUCCCCGUCGGCACAAGAAGUGUUCUCUCCGUGUGAGACCUUCUGCAAGCAGGUGCUUCUUGAAGGAAACCCAGUUUCCACGGGUCAGCUUGCGAAUGCCAUUCGACUGUACAUUCAGGACAAGAAAGCGAUCAAUCGGAUCGCCAAGCGACCCCUAGCUGGAAACCAGAAGGAUGAGUCUUCUGGGGCAACGCUGCCUCCCUGGUUCUGGUCUUCCGGAGCAGGGGUUUUCAGUGCUAAGGUUGGAAUAACCAAUACGGUGCACGAGUGCCCGUGGCUCACUCGACUUCUUGCUGUGAGCCUCUUCCACCGCACUGGUCAGAAGCUUGCCUCUGUUGGCUUCGUGAUCAACAUCGAAUCCGAGGUCCAUCGUGACUCCCACAAUUCUCUUGAGUCUAUGAAUGUGGUUUGGAAUGUGGGGCAAGGCUCGGGCUCCCUUGAGGUCCGUGGCCAUGAAAUGCCUCUUCCUCCCAACGCCUGGCUCAGUUUCCCCCCGCGCGAUCUUCACAAAUCUGGUAGUUGGGAAGGGGAUAAAAUCUUGGUUUUGGGCUACACCCCUAGAUCUCUUGAAGGGCUAACUUCUUCGGAUUUGCUAAGCUUGAGAUGGGUAAACAUGCCAAUCCAGGACCUUGAACCUCUGCAAGUAUCCCCUGCCAGUGGAGAAUCCUCUCCCGGGGACGGUUUGUCAAAGUUGCUUCCAGCUGAGUGUGAUUCUGGGGAUGAGGAAGCAGACUUGCCGACAGAGGAAUCUUGGAGCCAGGUAGCUCAAGGAUAUGAGCAAAUGCACCAAGCAGUGACUCAUUUUCUUAAGUCACUGCAGCGAUCUGUUGUGGGCGCUUCAUCCGAAGGCCCAGUUGAUCCCAUCACCUUGCAGGCGAUGCGCGAAGCGUCCUCCCUUCGCAAUGAGCUGGGCUGGCAUCUGGAACUUGCGCGCCUUUAUGGCUGCGAUGAACCUGUCAGUUCCUCCUCUUGGAGGGUGUGUGCCGCUGCCCCUGCAGCUGAACAUCUUGAGUCCCAGCCCUUGCUGCAUAGCCGCAUUGUCUCGAAUGAGGAAGUUCGUGAAAAACUGCAUGAAUGGCGUGAUGCCAUGAAAGCAGAAUGUGAUUCCUUGAUUUCUAAGGGUGCGGUUGAGCUUGUGGCAGAUAGUCAAGUUGAAAAAUGGAUUUUAGAUGGUGAAGACGUAGAGAUCCUCCCCGGCCAGGGUGUACUGAUGUCAAAGACUGCCUUUCUCAAUGCUCGCCUUGAUGAGCAGGAAGCAGAAUAUCUGAUCUGCAAUCCACCUAAGGUUUUGUACGCCGCUGGUGUUAUCCCUCGGGGUUACAAAUGGAGAGUCCAUGGUGCUCUCUACGGACUCCAGACCUCGCCUCGUGCUUGGUCCCGGCUGCGGGAUAAAACAUGCAGAGUCUUGACUUGGACCGUCGACGGCGAAACUCGCCACUUGCAACAAUGCGUUGCAGACCCCAACAUUUGGCUUGUCAAGUCCCCUUGCGGCAAGACUGUUGCCUUGAUGUGUUGGUAUGUCGACGACCUCCUAGUGUUAGAACCGUGGUCAGAGCGAUCUGCUCUUCUUGAAAAAAUCAAGGCCACCUGGGAGUGCAGUGCGUUCACGCUUACCGAAGAUGGCCCAGUUGAAUAUUGCGGCCUUGAGAUUUCGGAGUCUGCUGAUGGUCUCUUGACUGGGCAGACAAAGUUUGUCAAGGAACUCUUGGAGGCACAAUGUGCAGGGGUGUGCCAAGUCCCCUAA